GAAAAUGAUUUUUAAUCGACUUUAUUUUCAAAAAUCUUUAAAUUUAUUUUUGAAUACCAAAUCAUUAGCUGUCAAAAAUUUUGUUUAUUUGUCGACUGGCCAUGAACAUUUUCUUAGUUUUGUGCCAGAAUUAAGAGUUGGAAUUGAAAAUGAUGGGAAAACGAAAAUUAAUUUUGAAAAACUUAAUGAGAAGGUUCUUCUUGUCUACUUCUCUGCUGGAUGGUGUGCAACUUGUAAAGGGUUUACUCCUUUAUUGAAGAAAUUAUACAAUCAGUCGAAAGAUGACUUGGCUAUUUUGUGGAUAUCUAGAGGUUUAAGCAGUGUUUUCUUAAAAAAUAAUAAAAUUAUAGAUAAAACUGCCUCUGAACAAAUGGAAUAUUAUACAACCAAUUUGGAUCCAACUUGGAUGUAUGUUCCUUUGGGUAAAUCAACUAGAGAUUUUUUAAAAUUAUAUAAAUUAGCUGGUCUUCCAAGUGUCAAAUUAGUUGAUAAUAAUGGAAAGUUUAUAGAGGAUGUGAAAAUGCAAAUUGAGAAAAAUUCUGAUAAUCCAAAAGAAUUAAUUCAAUUAUUUAAGUCAAAAACAAAAAAUUAA
Messenger RNA from Meloidogyne enterolobii, 592 nucleotides. NCBI's taxonomy places the organism in Eukaryota, Metazoa, Nematoda, Chromadorea, Rhabditida, Meloidogynidae. The record is from the annotation of a GenBank genome assembly.